CAUCAUAUUGGUGUGUGCGUGCAGUCAUUUGGUCCUGGCCUGGUUUUAGGUCAGUACCGUAGGAGGCAAUGCAACAUUGGUGCUCCGUGUGAGGAACCAGUGCGGAACCCACUUGUGAGGAUCCCCCUUGCAUGAGAAGCCAACUUGCGUUAAAGUCUCCUGCGAGCCUGCGGAAUUUCCAAUGCCGUAAUGAGGUCCCCUGAGGAAGAGAACGCCGCAAAUAUGCCCUCAACUAUGGCGACUAACAUCUCGUCCGCACCUUCGGCACCCCCCUUCGCUCCCCCCUCGGCUUCAGCUUCGCAUAAACAAGCAGAAGACGACUGCGCUGAACUGUCUGCACUUUUAUCGUGCAACACCGGCCAAGUGCAGGAAUCCAAGGUCGUUGAAACUCCCCAGCCGUAUCCACGACAACCGCUGUAUCCUUCUCUGUGUAAUCUAAUACCACCUGUGGGUGAAGGGGGACAAGUGAGCUGGGAUGGGACACUUGCCGUCUCCUCUGAGGAGGUGGAAUGCAGUUACACCCAGGGGGGUGGGGACUGCGGGGACUGCGGGCAAGGCUCGGGUACGGAUUGGUCAAAAGUUAGAGAGGCGGUAGAAGAAAAAACAGCAGAGAGAAAGGGAAGCGAUGUAACUUACAGGCGCUCGGAUGGUAAUGUCCGGCCAGCACUGUCCACCCUGAUCGCGCCUGAAGGAGUAGGUGGCGUGUGGCCAGCGCUGUCUGCUCAGGUUGCACCCGUAGAAGAAAGACCAAAUGACGAGAGUCUCCGGACCCACUCCUUACCACAGCAUUCAGACCCACUGAUUCGACCCACAUAUCCUUUUACAAGAUUGAGUGCGUAUGCAACCAAUCAGAAGCCUCUACAACAGUCAGUGCAUGAUCAAAGGGAGAUGGGUCUGAGGGGAGGGGUGCGGAGCCCGCAGCUUCCAGCUGUGACUGAACAGGAUAGCGAAAGGAGAGAGGUGAAUUUGCAUUUAGAAGUUAAGAGAGAUGCACUAACCGAUUGUGGGAAGUUUAGAUCUAGCCUGAUAGAGGAAGGAAAAGUACUGGAGAUCUUCCUGGUAGUAGGGAACGGUAACAGAAUCCCAGAAGGGGUACCCCUCGAUCUGAAAGACAUCACACACCUGAUAGAUUGUGCAGAGAAACAGGGAUUGAAAUCACUCCUUGCUCUAAAUGCAUUAGAAGUCCUGACAGCACCAGGUCUUCUCUUUCCUCAUGAUGUAACGAAUCUGAUGUGCAUGGUUUUUAAGCCAGUGCAGUAUACAUUGUGGGCAUCAGAAUGGGUUCCCUUCAGGGACAGGUGGCCAGAUUGAGGCCUGGAGAACAAGCAAUUCCACACGGCUGGCUUGUGAGAGCAAUGCUUUCAAGGCUUGAGACAUCUGCCUUGAUACUGAAUAAAAUGUUUGUCAUUUGGAGGUACAUUCCAACAGGUACCUGAGGCAAAGUUGGCAUA
This is a messenger RNA of Centrocercus urophasianus (Greater sage-grouse), 1451 nucleotides long. RefSeq lists its product as uncharacterized. The record is from RefSeq and is a predicted model, not a curated record. NCBI's taxonomy places the organism in Eukaryota, Metazoa, Chordata, Aves, Galliformes, Phasianidae. Gene Ontology annotation, biological process: viral process. The transcript has 2 exons. The coding region runs from base 190 to 1311 and encodes 373 amino acids.